Messenger RNA from Ipomoea triloba (trilobed morning glory), 990 nucleotides. RefSeq lists its product as uncharacterized. The transcript has a single exon. Bases 1 to 990 code for a protein of 329 amino acids. NCBI's taxonomy places the organism in Eukaryota, Viridiplantae, Streptophyta, Magnoliopsida, Solanales, Convolvulaceae. The record is from RefSeq and is a predicted model, not a curated record.
AUGUUAGGAGAAAUCCAAGAGCUCUGCCAUGAGACGCUCUCACCUCUUCAAACUAUUGAAAGUACCCAUGCCAAGAUAAUAGAGAUGAUCCAAGUACAAGGGGAGAAUGAUGUGAAUGCCGUCACAUUAAGAAGUGGGGAAGCACUUCCCCAAGCCACCAUACCACCACCUAAAGCCACUAUGAUAGAGGAACCUAGGAAGGAGAAAGAAGCUCCCGAAGUUAUGCAGGAUAAGCAAGAAGAAGAAAGAGAGAAUGGAAAGGAAGAAGCGCUGAAACAACCUUCUCAAAAAGGAAAAGAGAUCAUGCAAGAACCUCCACCUAUCCCUAAGGCACGCCUUCCAUUACCGCAACGAUUUCGCACCGACAUUGAUAAUGCAAAGUAUGACAAGUUUCUCCAAAUGUUGCGCCAGCUGCACAUUGAUAUGCCCUUCAUUGAUGCUCUCGGAGAGAUGCCAAGGUAUGCAAAAUUCCUUAAAGAUCUUUUAUCCAACAAGAAGAAGUUAGUCGAGUCGGCCACUGUAGUGCUUGGAGAAGAAUGCUUCGCUAUACUACACAAGAGUGUGCCCCGAAAGUUAAAAGAUUUGGGAAGUUUCACAAUUCCGUGUGAUAUAGGAAGAACAUCUUUCAAUAAAGUUUUAGUUGACUUAGGAGCAAGUAUUAAUUUGAUGCCCUUCUCAUUGUACCAAAAGCUAAAUCUGGGAACUCUUAAACCAACACGCAUGUGUAUUCAACUUGCGGAUAGAUCUACCAAAUACCCACGGGGUAUUGUGGAAGAUGUGCUGGUAAGAGUUGACAAAUUCAUCUUUCCUGUGGACUUUGUAAUUCUUGACAUGGAUCCAAAUGUAGAGAUACCUCUCAUCUUGGGCAGACCAUUCUUAGCCAUUACUAGAGCAUUAAUAGAUGUUGGGGAAGGCAAACUCAUCAUCCGAGUGGGUGACGAGUCUACCAGCUUCGAUGUAACCAAGAUACUCUACUCUUGCUUUUGUUAA